Messenger RNA from Stegodyphus dumicola, 442 nucleotides. RefSeq names its product 1-phosphatidylinositol 4,5-bisphosphate phosphodiesterase classes I and II-like. Gene Ontology annotation, cellular component: cytoplasm. The record is from RefSeq and is a predicted model, not a curated record. Gene Ontology annotation, molecular function: calcium ion binding; phosphatidylinositol-4,5-bisphosphate phospholipase C activity. NCBI's taxonomy places the organism in Eukaryota, Metazoa, Arthropoda, Arachnida, Araneae, Eresidae. Gene Ontology annotation, biological process: release of sequestered calcium ion into cytosol; phosphatidylinositol-mediated signaling; phosphatidylinositol metabolic process.
ACCAAAUCUUUUUCUCAAUUCGCUCGGUGCUCUUGUUGUCCAACAGCGAUUUUUGACUCCUCGCUUGACACCUGAAAGGGGUGGACGAGAUCUUACCAGAAAAACGAAAGAGUGAUUGAUCCUUCUUGCGUGAGACUGUGCGUGUUAGAUCACGAAUUAAGUGUGCGUUGGUAGGGCUAUUCGUGAAUUUUGAGACAUGGCGGGUGCACAAUCAGGUGUUCACGUUGUCCAACUGAAACCCAUCGUUGUGCCAGCGGCCCUCCAAGAAGGCAACAAAUUCGUCAAAUGGGACGAUGAUUCAACUGUAGGAACACCCGUUACGUUACGUGUGGACAAAAAUGGCUUCUUUCUUUACUGGACAGAUCAAAACAACGAAACCGAAUUUCUAGAAAUAUCUUCUAUUAGGGACUCCAGAACAGGAAAGUACUCUAAGACGCCAAGG